UGGUCUUUAUGCUUUCCUUGUCGCCUUGCUCUGUUUCUUUUGUUCUUCGAAUGCCCUGACGACAGCUCUGCUUCCUCCAUUUUUCGACUACCUCUUGGAAUCAACUACUGUUCCACUCUCCCGUGCCUCCACGUGAUCAUUUUCCAUGAUUCUUCUUCUUCUUCUUCUUCAUGAACAAGCAAUACAAUCCAGUUUUGAUUUCCACUUUGCAGGAUUUGUUCGAUUCCUUGCUGUUCCGAAGCGCCUGUUGCCUUUUUUUGCUCUGUUGGAUACCUCACCUCAUUUCUUUGAUUCUUACAGGUGCAUUUAUUUACAUGUCUUUUAAACCUUCGAUGAUAGCCCACCAUCCGCAAAUCCAACAGUGAUUUUCGAUGAUUCACUUGGAGAGAGUGAGCUUUACUGUUGAGCUGCCAAAGUGGAUCCAAGCAUAGAUGAAAGUCAUGGAUGUCACAAUUAGGAAAGCAUGACCAGUGCUCAUGGAAGAUAUCCAAGGGCUUACCGAGAAUGUGCUCUCAAAUGGAGAUGUAUAUAUUGGAAAUUUUAAAGAUGGGCUGCCACAUGGGAAGGGAAAGUACACUUGGUUUGAAGGAACGAUUUAUGAGGGUGAUUGGGAAGAUGGAAAGAUGGCAGGUAAGGGAAAGAUUAUCUGGCCAUCAGGAGCAAAAUAUGAGGGUGAUAUCUCUGAUGGUUCUCUCCAUGGUUUUGGCACCUUCAACUAUUCUGGUGGAUCUAUCUAUAGCGGAGCUUGGAGGAUGAAUAUUCAUCAUGGGAUAGGACGAAAGAUAUAUACUAAUUUAGACAGUUAUGAAGGUUCUUGGAAAGAAGGUAAACCUGAAGGUUGUGGUAGACACUUCUGGAGUUCUGGAAAUUCUUAUAUUGGGAACUGGAAGGGUGGGCAAAUUUGUGGUAAAGGGAUUAUGAAAUGGGUAAAUGGUGAUUAUUUCAUUGGGUUUUGGUUGAAUGGAUUUAGACAUGGAUCUGGAGUCUAUCAUUUUGCUGAUGGUGCAUAUUACUUUGGAUCAUGGAGUAAAGGUCUCAAGGAUGGAAAAGGAACAUUUUAUCCAGCUGGAAGCAAACCACCAUCACUGGAGAAGUGGCAUAACUUUCUUGGCUAUGAUAUUGAUGGAAAAGGUUUUUUAUCUCGUACGCUUUCACUAAAUUCAGAGAAAGAAAAAGCUCUCAGGCGUGGUCUUAAACACAGCUUUUCAGAGAGGAUUUCUCACACUGGAAUUUCAAAUCCAGGAGGACUAUCAAAUUGGCCUACAUGGAUGGAUGAAAAUUGGGGAUUAAGUGAUCCAAGUCGAGAACCAUCAGGUGAUAAAUAUUCUCAUGUUGUGUCACAUACCUCAGAUCAAGGUCAACAUAAUGUGUUGCCACAUAAUGAUAGAAUGGCUUAUGAAAGGGAAUACAUGCAAGGAGUCUUGAUACAAGAGAGGGUUAAGGACUACAAAAAACUACUGCACAGAAGCAAGAAACAGAAGAAAACGACAGUCAAAGAAGCGAAGAAGGUGUCAUGUGUUAACUUCUCUGAAAGUCAUCGCAGCUUCUAUUUAAUGCUAAAUUUGCAACUUGGUAUAAGGUAUUCUGUUGGUAAGCUUACUCCAGUUCCUAUGCGUGAAGUUCGAUCUUCUGAUUUUGAAAGACGGGCUAGAAUGGUGAUGUACUUCCCUCGAAAGGGCUCUCAGUUUACGCCUUCACACUAUUCUGUCGACUUUUGUUGGAAAGACUAUUGUCCUAUUGUUUUCAGGAAUUUGAGAUUGAUGUUCAAACUAGAUGCAGCCGAGUAUAUGAUGUCCAUAUGUGGUGACGGUGGUCUUAGGGAACUCUCGUCUCCUGGGAAAAGUGGAAGUAUCUUUUACCUUUCUGAGGAUGAUAGAUUUGUGAUCAAGACUCUGAAGAAAUCUGAGUUGAAGGUUUUGCUCAAAAUGCUUCCUAAGUAUUAUGAUCAUGUAAAAGAAUAUGAAAAUACUCUCAUUACAAAAAUUUUUGGUCUCCAUCGCAUAACAAUUAAUGGUCGGAGCAAGGUACGCUUUGUGGUCAUGGGAAACAUGUUAUAUACAGAAUUAAGAAUUCACCGCCGUUAUGAUCUGAAGGGCUCAACUCUUGGGAGAUUUACUGAUGGAGAUAAACCCAAAGAUGUUAUAACAAUGAAGGAUCUCGAUUUGUCGUAUGAAUUCCAUAUGGACAAAUUAUUACGACAAUCCCUUUUCAAACAAAUUUCUCUCGACUGCAUGUUCUUGGAGUCUCUGCACAUAAUUGACUAUAGCCUACUGCUAGGAGUGCAUUUUCGAGCUCCUGAGAUACUGAAGACUUUGUUGGAACCGCCUGCCACAGCUCAUGAUCAUGCAGGUGAGUCUUCACAGGGCGAGUCAACGGUUCCUUCGAAGGCCCUAAUGCUUGUAACACAUGAACCUAGCAAUGUAACCACUGCCCCAGGUCCUCACGUCAGAGGAGGACCGUUGAAGGCAUACUCAUUAGGUGACAGUGAAGUUGAUGUAUUACUCCCUGGUACAGCAAGAUUUCGCGUGCAGUUGGGAGUAAACAUGCCUGCCCAGACGAGUCACAAGCUUGUUGAAAACGAGCCGGAGUCCUCAGAAGUAGAACUUUUCUAUGAUGUAGUUCUUUACAUGGGGAUAAUAGAUAUACUGCAAGAAUACAAUGUGAAAAAGAAGCUCGAGAAUGCGUACAAGUCCUUACGAUAUGACCCUCUUUCAAUAUCGGUCGUGGAACCUCAUUUGUAUGCCGCUCGAUUCAAAAGUUUCUUGGAGAAGAUCUUCCAUGACUUACCAUGAAAAUUGUAAGUAAACCAUCUUGUCUUUGUGUUCUGUUUGAGUUGUGCUGUCUCUUUGGUUUGGUUUGGUUGUGCUUGUUGUUUUCAGUCAUUCAUUGUAAAGAUAAGUAAAUGCUUAUACAAUAAAUUGACCAUAACUUUAUAUAGC
Molecule: messenger RNA, 2939 nt
Organism: Cucurbita maxima (winter squash)
Lineage: Eukaryota; Viridiplantae; Streptophyta; Magnoliopsida; Cucurbitales; Cucurbitaceae
Product: phosphatidylinositol 4-phosphate 5-kinase 8-like
Exons: 10
Coding region: 477-2792 (771 amino acids)
Biological process (GO): phosphatidylinositol metabolic process
Molecular function (GO): ATP binding; 1-phosphatidylinositol-4-phosphate 5-kinase activity
Source: RefSeq, a predicted model, not a curated record